CGGCUUCCCGGGCCUCCUCCUCCUCACCACACCACUCUUUAUAAAAAGCAACCCAAAAAUCUUACUUCUCUCUCUCUCACCGCUACUAAACCCUCACACAACCCAAAACUAAACCCAGAAACCAAAACAAACCAAAAGCAAAAUGAGUUCCUUUAAGGGCUACGGCAAAGUCGACGAGCUCGAAGAGCAAGCCUUCCGUCUCAAAACCCGCAAGCGCUUGCUCAUCGUCACCGUCUCCGUCAUUGUCCUCUUGGCCGUCAUCAUCGGCGCCGUCACCGGCACCGUCAUCCACAACCGCAACAGCUCCUCUUCUCCGUCGCCGAACACGGAACCCGCCACCCAGUUGACUCCCUCCGCUUCCUUAAAAGCCGUCUGCGGCGUCACCCAGUACCCCAACUCGUGCUUCUCCAGCAUCUCUUCUCUCAAAAACUCCAACACCACCGACCCGGAAGCGCUGUUCAAGCUGUCCCUGCAUGUCGCCAUUAACGAGGCCUCGAAGCUCAAAGACUUGCCUACAGCAAUAAAGAGUAAGAUCGGAAAUGAUACCAAACUCGAAAGCGCUAUUAAGGUCUGCGAGACCGUCUUCGAUGAUGCUGUGGAUAAGCUUAACGAUUCGCUCUCUGCAAUGGAUGUCAGUUCCGGCGAGAAGCUGUUGUCCGAGGCGAAGAUCAAUGACCUGAAGACGUGGAUCAGCGCCACCAUGACUGACCAAGAGACCUGCCUGGACUCUCUUGAAGACAUCAAUUCGACUUAUGUUCAGGUUUUCAGGGAUGCUAUGCAGAACUCCACAGAAUACGCCAGCAACAGCCUGGCCAUUGUGGCGAAAAUUCUGGGGUUAUUGUCCAAUUUGAACAUUCCGGUUCACCGGAGAUUGCUCGGGUACGGAGGAGAAACAUCCUCCGUACCCGAGUUCCCGGGCUGGGUCAGCCCGGGAGACAGGAGGCUGCUGCAGCAGCAGAACCUGACCGCGCACGUGAUUGUGGCGAAGGAUGGGACUGGGGAUUUUAAGACCAUUCAGGAGGCUGUGAAUGCUGUGCCCACGAAGAACUUGAGCAGGUUUGUGAUAUAUGUGAAGCAAGGGACGUACGAAGAAAAUGUGAAUAUGGACAAGAGCAAAUGGAAUGUGAUGAUGUAUGGAGAUGGCAAGACCAAGACCAUUGUUUCUGGGAAUUUGAACUAUGUGGAUGGGACUGCAACUUUCAACACAGCCACUUUUGCUGUUGCAGGAAGAGGGUUCAUUGCGAAAGAUAUAGGGUUCAUUAACACUGCUGGAGCUGCAAAGCACCAAGCGGUGGCAUUCCGAUCUGGUUCCGACCAAUCUGUGUUCUGCAGAUGCUCAUUUGAUGCAUUCCAGGACACUCUCUAUGCUCACUCAAAUCGACAAUUCUAUCGUGAUUGUGACAUCACUGGCACCAUUGACUUCAUCUUUGGCAAUGCAGCUGUGGUGUUCCAGAACUGUAACAUCAAGCCGAGGCAACCAAUGCCAAACCAGUUCAACACAAUCACUGCUCAGGGAAAGAAGGACCCCAAUCAAAACACUGGCAUUUCAAUCCAGAAGUGCACAAUCUCUCCACUCGAAAGCAACAUGACAGCUCUAACAUUUCUUGGUAGACCUUGGAAGAACUUUUCCACCACGGUUUUCUUACAAUCCAGUAUUGGUUCGUUCUUGAACCCAUCGGGGUGGACAGAAUGGAUUUCCAAUGUUGAUCCACCUAACACCAUAUUUUACGCAGAAUACCAAAAUAGUGGACCAGGAUCGAGUGUGGAUAAAAGGGUUACAUGGGCUGGUUACAGGCCCUCUCUCACAGAUACUGAAGCAGCCAAGUUCACAGUUGAGUCCUUCAUCCAAGGUAAUGAAUGGUUGCCGCAGACUAAUGUGAAUUUUGAGACAUCCCUGUGAGGCUGUGAUCUAAGAAAUCGGCAAUGUGCACUCAAUGUCCAGAAAUUGAACUCCUUUAGAAUGAUUUAAACUUUAAAUAUAUACCCUGUUUUUCAACAUACAGCUUUUAGUUUUUAACAGUUUGACAGGAUUGUGUUCGUGAAUGCUCUGUUCUCGUUUACACUUUCCAAUCUGUUUUGGAAAGUUAGUCAUUCUUUUCAUGACACUGAAAAUACAUGCAAAAGUUCCGAUUAAGUAUUGAGCAAA
Messenger RNA from Rosa rugosa (rugosa rose), 2146 nucleotides. Its product is annotated as pectinesterase 3-like. NCBI's taxonomy places the organism in Eukaryota, Viridiplantae, Streptophyta, Magnoliopsida, Rosales, Rosaceae. Bases 143 to 1900 code for a protein of 585 amino acids. The record is from RefSeq and is a predicted model, not a curated record. Gene Ontology annotation, biological process: cell wall modification. The transcript has 2 exons. Gene Ontology annotation, molecular function: pectinesterase inhibitor activity; pectinesterase activity.